Mirounga angustirostris (Northern elephant seal) is the source of this 2944-nucleotide messenger RNA. Its product is annotated as low-density lipoprotein receptor-related protein 1B-like. The coding region runs from base 1641 to 2060 and encodes 139 amino acids. The transcript has 7 exons. Gene Ontology annotation, cellular component: apical plasma membrane; signaling receptor complex; plasma membrane. Lineage: Eukaryota; Metazoa; Chordata; Mammalia; Carnivora; Phocidae. Gene Ontology annotation, biological process: receptor-mediated endocytosis. The record is from RefSeq and is a predicted model, not a curated record. Gene Ontology annotation, molecular function: hormone binding.
GAUUUAUUCAUUUGCUGUUUGUAAGGAUUCAGGAAUGCAUAGUGACAUCCAGCUACUCUCUUGCAGAUAAUGCACGAAGUGCUCCAGCCCAAGUCUCCUAAUCCUUGUCUGGACGCUGGCUGUUUUCACUUGUGCCUUCUGAGCCCGCGAUCCAAGGGGAGCUGUCAUUGCCCAGUGGGACUCCUGCUGGCGGAUGAUGGCAUCACCUGUGUUCCGCUCGAGGAGUCUGCAUUUCUGUUCCUCGUGUUGCCCACAGUUAUCAUGCAGGUACUCUUCCGUAGCCUUACUCACAUGUCUGUGCCUGGGCUGUGGUCUGUUUCAGAACUGAGUAAUUAGAAUUCUCCAGGCACAGUGAUAUAUAGUAAGGGCCCUGGCCCUUGGAGUAGUCUUUUUUUUUAAUUUUUUAAUUAAUCCUUUUAAUGUAAUCACUACACCCAACGUCAGUCUCAAACUCACAACCCUAAGAUCAAGAAUUGCAUGCUCUACUGAUCAAGCCAGCCAGGCGCUCCCCCGCCCCCCCCCCCAGAAUAUUCUUCAAAAACAACUUAAAUUUUAGUAUUUACUGUGUGCUGGGAGCUAUCGUGACCAAAAUAAAGGGGCUAUGUGCUAAAGACUCCUUGAGAACUAGUAUGCCAGAGCUAGGUUAGGGAUCUGAGAUAUGGUUCAUCUAGUGUAGUUGUCCAAGCAUCUCACUGAUGAUAUAGAGUAGUUCUAAAUCCAAGCAACUCAACUGGGUUCUAGCCUGGUGAGGGGGAAGUACAUUUUAUGAGGGAGCUUUUCUUAAGUCAUAGGAGAUACCAACAAACAAGUCACUUCUAACUUCUACUAUAUAGAGGACUUAUCAACUUGGGCACUUUAAAAUGACAAAUGUUGGGGUUGGAGGAUUGACUUCAGUUUCAGUAAGAUACUACUAGUAGAGUUUCAUUUAAAGGCGAGGGCCUUUCAUAUAUAAAUGUAGCCAAACAACACAUUGUACACCUUAAACUUAGACAAAUGUUAUUAUGUCAAUUAUAGCUUAAACACUUACAAAAGAAAGGGGAGGGCAUUUAACAAAGGAGUCAAUCUCUGAAACAUGUGGAUUCAAGGACUUUUGGGUGCUUAAAACUCUAGGAAGGGAGAGAAAUAAUGGCUAUCUCUUUUUAGAUGAUAAAUUCAGGUUUUCAUAUAUUCUAAAUAUUGUCACAUUAAUGCAAAAUUAAGAUGAAGAAUUACACUAGAUUCAGCUGGUGCCAUCCACCUAAUUUUUUUCCCCAUAGAUUUAUCUGAAAAAUCUAGAAGCUUUACUAGGAUAACCAACUUUACCCGAACAUAGGAUACUUCCCUUUACCAAUGUGAAACAGCUUGCAUCCCUGGACUACAUAGUCCAGGAAAAGGCUCUCUACCUUUCAGAGUUGGAUAAUGGUUAUAUCAGGCUAUUGAGGCUCAAAGAAUCUGGAAAACUCUCUUGGAGGAAAAUCAUACCUGUGGAGGGAACAGUGAUCGGCCUUGCUGUGGACUGGUUGAGUGGAAACAUAUAUUGGAUUGACAGUGAGAAUCCUCACAUCAAUGUAGCUUCCUCAAAAGGCCAGUAUCCCACUGUCCUGGUCAGUGAAAAUCUCUACCGCCCAACCUCUGUUGCGCUGCACCCACCCUCUGCAGUCAUGUGCUUUGUGGACCUGGGUGCCCAGGAUGAUGGUAGGCGUGGGUCCAGCAUUGAAUGUGCCUCCAUGGACGGCAGCAGGAGGAAGGUGCUGUGGCAGAAAUCCCAGGUCCCUGAGGGCCUGACCUUUUCGGAUUCAGGAACCCGAGUUUACUGGGCUGAUACUGGGAGAGGACUCAGAGAGAGUAUUCAACAAGAUGGCUCUAGAUACAGAGUGGACCGCAGAGGAAUUGAGGGCCUUACCCUCCUUACAUUUGGCCAAGGCAUGAUGUUCUGGAUGACAAUUGACGAUGCCCAGAUCACUAAAGUUUGGUACAGCAAGGCAGAACUUUCAGAAAACCAGUGGUUCCAAAUAGACCAGAAGAUUGUGGAUUUAAAAGUUUAUAGUAAACUUCGUCAACAGGGUAGUAACAGCUGCUGAAAAGACAAUGGAGGCUGCCGCCAUGUGUGUUUACCCAACCCUGAAGGAGUGACUUGUAAAUGUCCCAGUGGGCCCUACUUGGCUAACAUAAGCCAAUGUGUUGAAACUGUCCCAUGCUCUGAGCCGUCCCAGUCCUGUAAGGAUGGUCAGAAGUGCAUUUCCAUGGAGCAAGUUUGUGAUGGUCAUGCUGACUGUCUGGAUGGAUCUGAUGAGCUGAGCUGUACCUAUCCAGAUAAAACCCAUUCAACACCAACAUCUAAAAAUGCAGAGGAUAGAAAAAGGUCGACUCCAAAAGCUGCCCUACCUCUCCAAGCUACCAAGUCCACCAAGGCUAGAUAUCCGGGUCCAGAAGGGAUGAGUUAUCCUGUCAGAAAAACAUUAAUCCCUCCAAUUCCUGCUAGAGAAAGCAAGACCCCAGAAACCAAGGAAAAAGGCGAGCUUGUGCAGCCCAAGGACUCACAGAGGGCAAAACAUCUGCCCUGUAGCACGGAUUUCUGUAAUGGGAGGGGAAUCUGCACAAUGGUAGGCGAGCUGAGGAAGUGCCGCUGUCCCGAUGGAAUAUGGCGGGGAGUUCUGUGAAGAGCCAGCUCAUGGACCUGCCCCUGGCUACAUCGCCCUCAGCUUAACCAUUGUCUUACCAGUUGUGCUAGUCGCUCUGGGAGCAUUUGUCUGUUUCAGAAGGGAACACAAAUUAAAAAGAAAUAGUGCAUCAGCAUCAAAAAAUUCGACCCGCCAUAAAGAAAAUGGCCAAGAAGAGGAGAAUCUAAUGAAUAGUGAGACUUUGGUCAACGAAGCCUAUGAUGAGCAGGAAUUGUUAACUUUACAAAGUGACUAACCUGAUAAAAAAGGAGCUGAAACAUCUCAAUAAAAAUUGUUUAGACGUU